Marasmius oreades (fairy-ring Marasmius) is the source of this 2387-nucleotide messenger RNA. RefSeq lists its product as uncharacterized. Gene Ontology annotation, biological process: peptidyl-proline hydroxylation; regulation of translational termination. Bases 27 to 2090 code for a protein of 687 amino acids. The transcript is spliced from 4 exons. Gene Ontology annotation, molecular function: iron ion binding; L-ascorbic acid binding; peptidyl-proline dioxygenase activity. The record is from RefSeq and is a predicted model, not a curated record. NCBI's taxonomy places the organism in Eukaryota, Fungi, Basidiomycota, Agaricomycetes, Agaricales, Marasmiaceae. Gene Ontology annotation, cellular component: cytoplasm.
CCUCUACCUUCCCACCACUCGGAGCAAUGACCAAGUCCAAUGCACGGUCAGCUUCCCCUACUUCAGAAGCACCUCUCGUUAAAAAGCUCAAGACAGCUCACACAACACCCUCGGCAAGUGCAGAGGGCGUUACCUCCGCUUUCGCUCCUGGUGUGCUAGAUUAUCAGAAUAUUUCGAGGCUACAUAAGGAAUACGAAGAAAGUCAACCUUUUCACUACGCUAUUGUUGAAACUUUGUUCCAAGACGAUCUCUUGAAGAACGUGAAGGACGAGUGUCUAUCAGAGUUGAGUUUUACAACGAAAGAGACGGACAUUUACAAGGUCAAUCAAACGGGCGAUCUUGCUUCACUGAACUACUUAACAGACUCUGAAAUCUCGCUCCUUCCUAAUAUCCUCAAGUUGCGCAAUGCUCUCUACUCGAACGCGUUCCGAUCCUUUUUACGUUCUGUCACCGGUUGUGGUCCUCUCUCAGGUGUAAAACAAGACAUGUCGGUCAAUUCAUACACGAAAGGAUGUCACCUUCUCAACCAUGACGAUGUCAUUGGUACACGUCGCGUGUCCUAUAUCCUCUACAUGCCUCUUCCGCACUACCAAGUUUGGCCGUCCUCAUACGGAGGCGCGCUAGAAUUAUACCCAGUUCGACCUGGUCCGGAUGGCACAUUGGAGCCAGAAAACAUACCGUCGAAGAGUAUUGCUCCAAGCUGGAAUCAGUUCAUAUUUUUCGAGGUUCAGCCUGGAAGGAGUUUCCAUUCAGUGGAGGAGGUGGUUGUCGGCGAAGGAGGUGAGGAUGGACGGGAGAGACUGAGUAUCAGCGGAUGGUUCCAUGCUGCUCAGGAGGGUGAGGAGGGCUACGAACCUGAAAAAGAACCAGAAAUGAAGAGUUCCAGAGAGCAGUUGGCGGCAAGUCAAACUGUUUUCAACACAUAUUCUUCAUCCCCAGAAGAGGAAGCAUCGUCUGUUCACGAUAUCAGUUCUCUCUCCUCCGAACACAUUGCUUGCCUCACCGAAUACCUCAACCCUGUAUACUUACAACCUCGCACCCUCCAAGCACUCGCUGCUAGGUUUGUUAACGAAUCAUCGCUAGAGCUUCACUCGUUUCUUUCCAAUGACCUCGCUAAGGCUCUCGAACCACGUUUGCGCGGCGUCGAUGCCGUUGACGGUUUGGGUCCCUCUCGCGAAAAUAAAAUCCCCCCUCACAGUUCUGGUGUCGGUGGUUCAAGUCCGUGGUCCAUCAAAGGUCCUCCGCACAAGCACCGAUACUGCACCCUUCUUCCGCCCUCCCCUUCUGCUCCUGCGACGUGUAUAACACCGCUAUCUGCGAAUCCGUCUCUCUCAGGAAUAUUGAGGGUCUUACAAGACGAGCUGUUUCCGUCGGAAGCAUUCAGAGCAUGGUUAGCGGUUGUGACGAGGUUAUUACCUGUCGGUCACGCAGUCGAGGCGAGAAGGUUUAGACCGGGGUUGGACUAUACUCUCGCAACGAGUGAGGAAUCAGAGGCGAGGUUGGACGUUGUGCUCGGACUGACGCCGGAGGCUGACGACAACGAAAAGGAGACUUCAGGAGGUAGAAGGAGGGUUAGUAACCCCGAAAAAUCGGUAAGAGGCUGGGCUGCUGCUGAGUGGGGUGGUUGGGAGUGCUACAUGGCCCCUCACAACGAGGAAGACGAUCCUGCCGUUUAUCGUGCGGGAACGUACAAAAAUUCCGAUGGACUCGCAAACGGUAGUCACAAGGAUACAAAUGGUCACAUCACGAAUCCAGCUAUCAGUGUCGAUUCAAAUGGAAAUGGGAAGCGGAAAGAAGUGGAAAGAAACUCACCUCAUCCUCCAAAAUGCGACGCCGAUGGCGACAUCGAACUGGAGGAUGUUGAACAUGAGGAAGAGGAUGAAAUGGAGGACGAUAGCACGCUGCUCACGGUACAACCUGGGUUCAACAGACUGCUAUUGGUAUUGAGGGAUGAAAGAGUGAUGAGAUUUGUCAAAUAUGUGAGUGCGGCGGCGGAGGGGUCACGGUGGGAUGUGUGUGCUGAGUAUGAGGUUGGGAUGAUCAAGGAGGAUGAUGGCGACGACGAGCUGGGGGAAGCGAUAGUGCAGUAGGAAAAAGGGAGUACCGCGAUAUAUUAAGAUGAAGAGGCGAGAUCUAGAAACGUUUACAGAGCCCAAGGACAGAUAUACGUAUACAGAACGGGCAUCAUAUCCACCGAACAAGACCAAUGAGGUUGCUUAAUCUUUCUUUCACUAACAUGUAUAAUGUUUUAGUAUUUACUGACGUAGUGUUCCCCCGCCUUUAUCAUAUACCUCUUAUGUGUAUGUAACUUCGCCAUCUUUCAGACUUCGAGUAUUCGGGAAGAACGAUAAGAUAAGAUGAAAAUCAUUCGGUUACCUUGCUCAUGA